AAUGAAACUUGCUCACUCAACCGCAUCAUGGCUGCCAAAGACUCUCGUCAACCUCGCGCCCUCACUGCCCGUUCCCACCCCCAACCACUUCACAGAGGACCCGUCGCGAAACCCUCCCUGUUCUCCCGACUUGGGCUCGCCAGUUCCCGCCACGGUGCGUGCGCUACGACGCCUCGUCUGCCCUUCACUGGUGGGUGCCGCGACACCAAGGCCACAAACACGAGAGACAACACCAAGAGGAUUCCCAUCCAUACACUGCAGGACCACUCGGCUCUUCUCCCAUCUCCAGGACCGUGUCACCUGGGUCUGUCGCCGCCGUCCAGCUCCCAGAUUGUCCGCUGCUGCUGCUGUAACCGUCCACUGUCAUCCCGCCUACCCCACCCUUCAGCCCGCUCACCCGUCUACACAUGUACAUGCCAUUCCAAUUCUGUACCCAGCAAGACUUCUUCUGCAUCCAAGCCGACGUUCCAGGCGACCUUCUGCACUCGACAUCACGGUACCUUCCCCUAACAAUCCUCGACGCCGCCACCCAUCCCCGGCUCUCGCCCACCGCGCCUUCCUUCUUCCUGCCUUGAGCCCUCUUGCCGCUGACUGUGCUUCUCUGCUCCUCUUUUCUUUGCCUUUUUCUUCUCCCCCUCUCCCUCUCUCCCUUACCCUCGCCCUCGCCAGCCUGCCACUCGCCAUAAACUUGCUCGUUCUUGCGCACUCGCUCCCCCAGCUGUCGUUUCAUUCGACCCUGGACCUCACCCCAAUCUAUCACACAUCUUCCCAUCUCUCGCCUAUUCGAUCCGCGCACCCUGCAUUCUGCACGCAAUUCCAUCGAGCCCUACCGCUUUUGGGCUUCCCGCCAGCCACGCGGAACGCGGUUGCACAGGCUGGGUCCGUUCCGACACUGUGUUUGCGUCUGUGCCCCUCCUCCUCAAUCCCUCUCCCUGUGUAG
Messenger RNA from Periconia digitata, 940 nucleotides. The record is from the annotation of a GenBank genome assembly. Lineage: Eukaryota; Fungi; Ascomycota; Dothideomycetes; Pleosporales; Periconiaceae.